Molecule: messenger RNA, 958 nt
Organism: Annulohypoxylon truncatum
Lineage: Eukaryota; Fungi; Ascomycota; Sordariomycetes; Xylariales; Hypoxylaceae
Exons: 4
Coding region: 1-648 (215 amino acids)
Source: RefSeq, a predicted model, not a curated record
AUGAACCUUGCUCCCAAGGCCAAUGGCCAACAGAAGUACAAAUCAAAGUACUUUCCAAUGGACAAUGGCAAGUCUUUCCCCGAGCAUAUCCUCUUCUAUGGCGCGGGAGAUAACCUUUCCCAUAAUAAUGGGUUCUUUAUUGGCUUCGCUGAGGCACAAAUCAAGCUUCGACGUAGCAAAGGUAUCCUACUUACCCGGCUCUGGUCCGACGCUUAUGAUGCUCUGGAUGCGGAGCAGCAGAGUGGUGUCUAUCGUUAUUACUUGAUGUGGGUGCGCAAGCUUGCUGGCAUGAUGUUAGCAGAGGAGUUAGACCCGGAGAAGGUUAGGAAUAGGGCGCCACUUCUUAUAAAAGCGGCCAAAGCCAUCGCAAAGGCCGAUCACAAUGGAGCCACGUCGGCACAAGCUUUUGCUCAAGUUCCCAAGACUACAAUCCAGAACCCCUCGACGACAGCACCCUCUCAGAGACCAGUCUCUCUUGGAAUGCCUCAGGGAAAAUCGAACCCGCCUGCCGCCAAGUUCCCCCCCAUGACUCCCGUAAAGAAGGAGAACGAGAAGCCGCGUCCGGCUGAGCCUAAAUCCAUGGCGAUUUCGAAUUUUGAAGAGCGUUGCAGGAAACUAGGGCUUCGCUUCUCUUCCUCAGAGGACUAAGAGAUAACCCAAACCUGAACACGUCGUGGUGGUGGUAUGAAACUCGAUCGAGUUCUUCACCGUGAACGUCUAAGACGUGAGGUUGUCACCUUUUACAUAUACUGGUACCCAGCCUUAGCUAUUGAUGGAACAAUUGGCAUCGACAUACAUUUUGUCGCCCUCCUUGUGUCAAUUGAAUACUUAAUAGCAUGGCCCGACUGUUCAGGAAGGUAGUUAAUAAAAUUCUCUGAUAUAAAUUUGGUUGUUAUAGCUAUGGUCGGGAUCGUAGUUGAGGAGUCGCUGCUGUCUCUUCAGUUCAUUACCUAGCGUC